AGCGAGAGUCGUCCUCUGCUGCUCCGGAGGGCUCCCCGGCGGCCCUUGGGGCGACCCCUUUCCUCCCUUGGCGACCUCCCGCCCGGAGGACUGGCCUUGGCCGGGAUGAUCUUGCCCUCGGAAGGGCCCUCCUGGCCGGACCCUGAGACCUUCAAGCAUCAAAGGCAUAUAUGUACAUCUGUAUGCUUAGAAGGAAAGAAUGUGCAGCCUAGGAAUGUGUUCCUUGAGGAGCAGAACUUGAAUGGCGCUGGCAUUCCUCCUUUUGCAGAAGAAUCCCUUCUCUUGCUGAUAGUUAACUCUCUGAGCUUCCUUCGGUUCAGCAAAACCAAAACAGCCACAGAGUCCUGUGAAGAAAGGCAGGCCUUGCUUGGUGCUGCUGCUGCUGUUGUUGUUGUUGCUGUGCACCUUCAAGUCAUUUCCAACUAAUGGCGACCCUAACUCCCUCACAGCAGCCUUGGGUUUUGGGGUUGGCACUGAAGUAGUUAAGCACCCGCUUGGUGUGGCACUGAAGGAGUGGGCGUCUCAGGCCAAGAGGCUGCAGGCUUUGCCCAGGGCCGGGCUCUGUCCAAGAUGAGUUCCUCGUCCUUGUUGGAGGGCAGCUCCAUCGAUCCUCCGGUGCUGCUGAGCGACAUCAAGACAGAGCCGCCUGAGGAGCUGCUGGCCAGCGAUUGCAACCAGCCCCAAGCCGAGCCGGUGGACUUGUCCCUCAACAAAGCCAAGCCUCCCCUGCACCCGGCUCCCUCCUCCUCCUCCUCUUCCUCUUCCUCCUCCUUGUCUUCCUCACUGCCUUCCUCCGUCCGCUCCUCGCCCAUGCUUGCCACGCCACCCAUCCCAACCCCCUUGGUCUCCAUGACCCCCACGGGGCUGGGCUCCUCCUCGGCCAUCCCAGCCGUCCUCUCGCCGGGCUCCAUCCUCGCCUCCACCCAAGGCAGCAGUGGGCAGCAGAUCCUCCACGUCAUCCACACCAUCCCUUCGGUCAACCUGCCCAGCAAGAUGGGCAACCUCCAGACCAUCCCGGUGGUGGUUCAGUCCUUGCCUGUGGUCUACACCACGAUGCCCAGCGACGGUGUCACCGCGGCCAUUACAGUGCCCCUGAUCAGCGGCGAUGGGAAAAACACCGGAAUGGUGAAAGUCGACCCCGGUUCCAUCUGCUCCGUUGAUGGGAACAGCGACAGUGAGACCAGUGCCUCGGAGAGCGGCCCCCCGUCCUUCCCGGACCUCCAGAGAGAACAUUCGACCAGCCGAAUGCAAUGGACAGAUUCCCCAGACCUCAAGAAGCGGCGGAUCCACCAGUGUGACUUCGACGGCUGCAAUAAAGUUUACACAAAGAGCUCACACUUGAAAGCACACAGAAGGAUACACACAGGAGAGAAGCCCUACAAGUGCACCUGGGAGGGCUGCCCCUGGAAGUUCGCCCGCUCCGAUGAGCUGACCCGGCAUUUCCGCAAGCACACAGGCAUCAAGCCUUUCCGUUGCUCGGACUGUGACCGCAGCUUCUCCCGCUCUGACCACUUGGCCCUGCACCGCCGGAGGCACAUCAUGAUGUGAGGAGGCUGACCCCAGUCCUGUCCACCCCCCCAGUCCGGCCACUGGAGGAGGAGGAGAGCUGCCCCCCAGUGACCCGUUGGACUCUCGCCCAAUUCUUGCCUUUGCUGCAAAUGGAUGGAGCCAGCAUCGAAAGAGCCUCCCCUCCCACCCUGGUCCUUGCCACUGCACCAAAUGAGCCAGAGGGUCAUCCUUCCGUUGGCUUCUUAGCUUUGCAUCGUGGGGCAAAGAAGGUGUCUUUUCUUGGGGAUGUCUGGCAAUGGGGCAGGGGUGGGGUGGGGGGUCUGACCAGAGGGGCAGAUGGUGGGUCUCCAGAGGUCCAAGCCAGAUUGAUGUCUUGUUGGCUAGAAUGGACGUUGUUUGGCUCAGGCAAUGGCUCCUGCAGAAAGAUGGAUGUGAAGAAACCUGACCCUCACCCUACUCCUAAUUUCUCUGUGACGGAAAAAGGUGCAGAUUUGCAGGAGUACCUGGUCCAUAUCUGCACUUCUGCGGUGGAAAAAGGUGCAAAUCUGCAGAGGUGCCUGGUCUCCACCUCUUUUCUGUGUGGUUACCUGGUCCGUAUCUCUCCCUAUAGCUGACCCCAGGGACGUUUGAGGAGUUCAAGCUUCCUCCUCUGAGCGCCGAAAACAUUCCCAUUGAACUGCGAAGCACUUGGGAAAAGCAUAAUUGAGUUUUGAUGUACAAGUGCCGAAACAAGAGUCUGCACUGGAAAUUGGGCUUGGAAUCAAUCCAUCGUUGGAUGCUCAGAAAUUCAGGACGGGGUUUGCCUGACUUGAUUCAAGUAUGGGUUUUUGCAGGCAGAGGCAGACCCUUCAACUUCGGACAUUUGUACCCCUUCUCCUGACUAUGAAAAGACUUGAUUUCAUCAAAUUGUGUUGCCAAAUUUGACGGCAAGAUCCCAUUUUUAAAAAACUAUGAAAUUCUGUUGAUCUUUGAGAAGUGUGUGUGUGUGGAUAUGUAUGCAAGAUGGAAAGAGAGAGAGGUGGGAGGAUGACUGUUUUUAAUUUGGUCUGAUUCAACCUGCGAUGGGCCUGAUCCCAUUACAGACUGAUGCAUUUUUCCCUGUUAGUUUUUUGGGGGGUGGUUUGCAAAAAGGUGGCACAUCGUUUGUUUUAGGGUGGAUGACAACCAUGGGAAGCGGGGUGCGGAAACAAGAAAAAGGGAGGACUUUUGCGGAACGGAGAACUGUGACGACAACUCAGAUGUGAGGCGUGUUUCAGUGGGUUUCUAAAUUCUGGGUACAAUGUUGGGGUGGACAAGAUGGAUGGAUUCUCCCAACUUGGUGACCUGCACAGAAAUGAAUUUGGGAGUGUGUUUCGGGGCGGGUGGGUUACGUAUCCCUCUGCAGAGAGGAACCGGAUCCUGGCAGAAGCCUUGGAAGCACAGCAUUCGAACUUGGUUUACAAUGAAGGUCCAAAGAACUGCCGGGAUCCCAUUUAAAUCACAGACACCUGUUGGGAUUUUUAAACCUUCUUUUUGCUCCUCUUUCCCUGCUUUUGGGGAAGUCAAAUAUGAACAUGGUUUUCCAAAAACUC
Sceloporus undulatus (fence lizard) is the source of this 3080-nucleotide messenger RNA. It is a transcript of the gene KLF8, whose product is annotated as Kruppel like factor 8. Gene Ontology annotation, molecular function: DNA-binding transcription factor activity, RNA polymerase II-specific; RNA polymerase II cis-regulatory region sequence-specific DNA binding. Gene Ontology annotation, biological process: regulation of transcription by RNA polymerase II. The coding region runs from base 571 to 1548 and encodes 325 amino acids. The record is from RefSeq and is a predicted model, not a curated record. The transcript has 6 exons. NCBI's taxonomy places the organism in Eukaryota, Metazoa, Chordata, Lepidosauria, Squamata, Phrynosomatidae.